GAUUUCACUAUGCUCCAUAAAAACACAUUCAUUUCUAACUAAUAAAUCCUCCAUUUCUUCUCUCUCCCAAAUUAAAAAAAAAAAGAAAAAAAGAGAAGCAUCAUAUAUUGCAACAUAAAUUGAAGAGUGGAAAUUAUUAUGGCACUGGCUAAAGAAAUUAUGGGUAUUUCCCUAUUGGAGAAAUCAUCAUCAUUUGUUAACUCAUCAAAGGUGCUUUUGAAUUCCAAUUUCUAUCAGAAAGAAAAUCAAAAUCAGGUUUGGGUAAACCGAGGAAGAAGGAAUCUAAGGACAACUAAAGCAUUGAGACGGAGUCCCAUUGCAGCUAUAAGUGAAAAUUUGAUCAAAGUUGUACCUGAAAAGGCAGUGAAAUUCAAAGUUAGAGCUGUAGUUACAGUGAGGAACAAGAACAAGGAAGAUCUGAAGGAAACACUUGUGAAGCAUCUUGAUGCUUUCACUGACAAAAUCGGAAGGAAUGUCGCCUUAGAACUCAUCAGCACUGACAUCGACCCAAAUACAAAAGGGCCGAAGAAGAGCAAUCCAGCAGUGUUGAAGGACUGGUCCAAGAAAUCGAACUUGAAAACAGAACGAGUAAAUUACACAGCAGAAUUCGUGGUGGACUCGAAUUUUGGAACCCCAGGUGCGAUCACUGUGACAAACAAGCACCAACAAGAGUUCUUUCUGGAGAGUAUUACAAUAGAGGGGUUUGCAUGUGGUCCAAUUCAUUUCCCCUGUAAUUCAUGGGUUCAGCCCAAAAAAGAUCAUCCUGGAAAAAGAAUAUUUUUCUCUAAUCAGCCAUAUCUACCCAAUGAGACACCAGCAGGACUCAAAUCAUUAAGAGAAAGGGAGCUAAGAGAUUUAAGAGGCGAUGGAACAGGAGUCAGAAAAUUAUCGGAUAGAAUAUAUGAUUAUGACAUAUACAAUGAUCUUGGCAAUCCUGAUAAGGGCAUUGAUUUUGCUCGUCCUAAACUCGGGGGAAACGGCAACGUUCCCUACCCAAGACGUUGUCGCACUGGUCGCGUCCCUUCCGACACAGAUAUGAGUGCGGAGAGCCGUGUUGAGAAGCCAAAUCCAACGUAUGUUCCGAGAGAUGAACAAUUUGAGGAGUCUAAAAUGAAUGCUUUCUCAACUGGGAGGCUUAAAGCUGUGCUCCAUAACUUAAUUCCAUCAUUAAUGGCCAGCAUUUCUUCCAAUAAUCAUGAUUUCAAGGGAUUUUCGGAUAUUGAUAGCCUUUAUAGUGAAGGGCUACUUUUGAAGCUUGGUCUUCAAGAUGAGGUCUUGAAAAAGCUUCCAUUGCCUAAGGUUGUUAGCAGUAUCAAAGAAGGAGAUCUGCUCAAAUAUGACACGCCAAAGAUACUUUCAAAGGACAGAUUUGCAUGGUUAAGAGAUGAUGAAUUUGCUCGACAAGCAAUAGCAGGAGUGAAUCCAGUAACCAUCGAAAGACUUCAAGUUUUCCCACCAGUAAGCAAGCUUGAUCCUGAGAUCUACGGCCCUCAAGAAUCCGCCCUAAAAGAGGAGCACAUUCUUGGUAAUCUCAAUGGCAUGACUGUUCAAGAGGCUUUGGAUGCAAAUAGGCUUUUUAUAGUGGAUUAUCACGAUAUUUACCUGCCGUUUCUUGACCGGAUUAAUGCCCUUGAUGGACGAAAAGCAUAUGCGACACGCACCAUUUUUUUCUUGUCUGAUAUAGGCACUCUCAAGCCCAUUGCCAUUGAGCUUAGCCUCCCUCAAACGGGUCCAAGUUCGCGAUCCAAACGUGUUUGCACACCACCUGUUUGUGCCACUGGUAACUGGGUGUGGCAGCUGGCUAAAGCACACGUCUGUUCUAACGACGCUGGUGCUCAUCAACUUGUUAACCACUGGUUGCGUACACAUGCGUGCGUGGAACCAUUUAUAUUGGCAGCACACAGGCAAUUAAGUGCAAUGCAUCCAAUUUAUAAGCUUCUGGAUCCACACAUGAGAUACACACUAGAAAUUAACGGCUUGGCUCGCCAGAGCUUGAUCAGUGCCGAUGGUGUCAUCGAGGCUUGCUUUACUCCUGGCCGUUAUUGCAUGGAGAUGAGUGCUGCUGCCUAUAAGAAUUUUUGGCGCUUCGAUUUGGAAGGCCUUCCCGCUGACCUUAUCAGAAGAGGGAUCGCAGUACCGGACUCAACACAGCCUCAUGGGCUGAAACUUCUAAUUGAAGACUAUCCUUAUGCUGCAGAUGGGCUUAUGAUAUGGGCCGCAAUCGAGGGCUGGGUUCGCGAUUACGUAAACCACUACUACCCAGACUCGGCCCAAGUUUGCAAUGACAGGGAGCUUCAAGCCUGGUACGCUGAGUCCAUCAACGUGGGCCAUGCUGACCUCCGCAAUGCGGACUGGUGGCCCACAUUAGCCACUCCGAAGGACCUCAUUUCGAUCCUCACCACCAUUAUCUGGUUGGCUUCGGCCAAGAUCUUCUUAUUCAAUUUCCGCAUCUUAUACGGUGGGUACGUCCCCAACCGGCCCCCACUCAUGCGUCGAUUAAUCCCCGACGAGAAUGAUCCUGAGUACGCGGUUUUUCUAGCCGAUCCACAAAAAUAUUUUUUCUCGGCUUUACCAAGUUUGUUACAAGCAACAAAGUUCAUGGCCGUCGUGGACACAUUAUCGACUCAUUCCCCGGACGAGGAAUACUUAGGAGAGAGACAUCAACCGUCUACUUGGACCGGAGAUGCAGAGAUCGUCGAAGCCUUCUACGAAUUUUCUGCGGAAAUAAGGAGAAUAGAGAAGGAGAUUGAUGAGAAAAAUGCCGAUACGAAAUUAAGAAAUAGGUGUGGUGCUGGUGUGUUACCAUAUGAACUAUUGGCACCAAGUUCAGGCCCUGGAGUAACAUGUAGAGGUGUUCCCAAUAGUAUAUCAAUAUGAGUAUAUAUUAUCGUUGUAAGAUGCAAUUAAGUGCAUAUAUAACCAAUGUUUAUAAAGUCCAUAAAUAACAUAGACUGGUGAGUCUUCUGCAUGUAUACUACUAUGAAGAUGUAUGUUUGCAUCUACAGAUUUUUGUAAGCACAUUACAUUAAAUUAGCUACUAGUACUAGCUUAAGUCCAGCUAGAAUAUUUGUGUAAUUAUGUGUAGAUACAAGAGGCACUUCAAGCAAAGUCUUAUAAUAUUAUGAUUAACGGCUUUGAGGUUGUUUUA
Molecule: messenger RNA, 3148 nt
Organism: Lycium ferocissimum
Lineage: Eukaryota; Viridiplantae; Streptophyta; Magnoliopsida; Solanales; Solanaceae
Product: linoleate 13S-lipoxygenase 3-1, chloroplastic
Exons: 8
Coding region: 139-2877 (912 amino acids)
Biological process (GO): lipid oxidation
Molecular function (GO): metal ion binding; oxidoreductase activity, acting on single donors with incorporation of molecular oxygen, incorporation of two atoms of oxygen; protein binding
Source: RefSeq, a predicted model, not a curated record